Messenger RNA from Strongylocentrotus purpuratus (purple sea urchin), 3927 nucleotides. RefSeq names its product protein disulfide-isomerase A5 (gene pdia5). The record is from RefSeq and is a predicted model, not a curated record. NCBI's taxonomy places the organism in Eukaryota, Metazoa, Echinodermata, Echinoidea, Camarodonta, Strongylocentrotidae. Gene Ontology annotation, biological process: protein folding. The transcript has 24 exons. The coding region runs from base 36 to 2390 and encodes 784 amino acids. Gene Ontology annotation, molecular function: protein disulfide isomerase activity. Gene Ontology annotation, cellular component: endoplasmic reticulum.
CUGUACCCGUAGCCUACACACGUAAACGUGGCAAGAUGGCGAAGUUCUUUGGGAAAGUUUCCCGUGGUCUUACCACGUGUAUUUUGGUCAGCGUUUUGAUCUUAGCUACUGAGGCAGCAAAAAAGAAUGUUAACCGUAAAUUUGUAGCAGACUUCACAGAUUUGAAAGAAUUCAAGAAGGAAUUGCGGACGCACAACAACAUCAUGGUUCUGUUUUCCAAAGAUGCCAAAUCUGCGGAGAGUCUGAUGAAUAUAUACAGUGAUGUGGCAGCAGAAAUGAAGGGUCUAGCCACCUUGGCCUUUAUUGACUGCAGUGAAGCCAAGAAGCUGUGUAAAAAAUACAAAGUCUCACCAUUACCAACAGUUUUGAAACAUUACAAAGACGGUGAUUAUCAUAAAGACUAUGAUAGGCUCAUGAGAAAAAAGUCAUUGAUAAACUUCCUGAGGGAUCCAGAGGGGGAUGUACCAUGGGAAGAAGAGCCAGAUGCUGAUGAUGUGAUUCAUAUUGAGAGUACAAAGGAAUUUGAAAAAUUAAUCAGCAAAGAGAAGAGGCCAGUGCUGACAAUGUUUUAUGCACCAUGGUGCGGUCAUUGCAAGCGAAUGAAGCCCGAGUUUGCAGGAGCAGCCACAGACCUGAAAGGAGAUGCGGUAUUAGCUGGAAUGGACGUGGACAGACCAGAAAACAUGGCCUCCCGACAAGCUUAUAACAUCACAGGAUUCCCAACAAUAUUGUAUUUUGAGAAAGGAAAGAGGAAGUUUGACUUUGGCGGUGAGAGAACAAGACAAGGAAUAAUCGAUUGGAUGGAGGAUCCUCAGGAACCAAAAGAGCCAGAAAAGGAGGCAGAAUGGAGUGAUGAGGAAAAUGAUGUUGUCCAUCUAGAGGAGAACUUUGAUGAUUACAUCGCCAGCCAUGAUUCGGUCUUGGUCAUGUUCUAUGCACCAUGGUGUGGUCACUGCAAGAAGAUGAAGCCUGAAUAUGUAGAAGCAGCAGCAGAGCUCAAGGAGAAUGGGCUGGAGGGAGUUAUGGGUGCUGUGGAUGCAACAAAGGCAAGAGCUUUGGCUGAGAGAUUUGAGGUCAAAGGAUUCCCAACUCUCAAAUAUUUCAAGAAUGGAGAGCAUGCAUGGGACUUGAAUGAGAGGACAGCAGACAAGUUUGUGGAACAUUUAACAGAUCCACAGGAGCCCCCUCCACCCCCACCCCCUGAACCAUCAUGGAGUGACUCAGAAUCUGAAGUGGACCAUCUCACCGAUGAUAACUUUAAAUCUUUCACCAAGAAGAAGAAGCAUACCCUAGUCAUGUUUUAUGCGCCAUGGUGUGGACAUUGUAAGAAAGCCAAACCAGAAUAUAUGGGAGCAGCUGAGGAAUUUAAGGAAGAAAAUAAAGUUUCCUAUGCUGCAAUAGACUGCACAGAGCACAAGGAUUCUUGUACAGCCUUUGGUGUAACAGGAUACCCUACCAUCAAGUAUUUCAGCUACGGCAAACUGGUACAGGACUACACCAGCGGAAGAGAGGAAGCAGAUUUCAUACGCUUCAUGCACAACCAGUUGAGCCCUGGCUCUGCCCCCAGCGAGCCCCCACCCCCUCCACCGGAUGUAAACUUCUGGGCGGAGCUGGACGGAGGAGAGAAUGUAUUCCAGAUUGACGACUCCAUUUUUGAGAGCUUCCUGACUUCCAGCCCAUCUGUUUUGAUUAUGUUCUAUGCUCCAUGGUGUGGACAUUGUAAGAGAAUGAAACCAGCAUUUGCAGAGGCAGCAACUUUAGCUAAAGAGCAAAAUCUACCAGGAAGGUUUGCAGCUGUUGAUGCUACUGUUGCUGUAAUGACGGCAUCAGCCUUUGAAGUUAAAGGAUUCCCAACCCUGAAAUAUUUCAAAAAUGGAAAAGAAGAUAUGACCUAUUCAGGAGCGAGAACAGCAGAGGCACUUCUUGAAUUCAUCAAAGACCCUGCCAGUGUGCCACCACCUCCACCCCCUGAGCCAGCUUGGAGCGACGUUCCCAGCGCAGUCAACCACCUGACCGGUCAGACCUUUGGUCAGUUCAUUCAGGACAACACCCAUGUACUGACCAUGUUCUAUGCUCCAUGGUGCGGUCACUGUAAAAAGGCCAAGCCAAGCUUCCAGCAGGCGGCAGAGAUCUUCAAGGAUACACCAGGCAGGAAACUUGCUGCUGUCGACUGCACUGUAGAAAAGGGUCUUUGUGAACAAUAUGAGGUUAAGGGGUUCCCCACCCUCAAUCUAUACAGCAACGGCCAGUUCGUAGAGAAGUACACCGGUGGUAGAAUGGCAGAGGAUUUUGAAGCGUACAUGCAGAAGACUGAACUACCAGAACAGACAUCGGAAGAAACCCCAGAAAGUGAAAAUUUAGAUACACCAAAAAAGAAGGUUGAGCUAUGAUAGGGUCAGAGUAAAGAUACGAUUCAGUAGACUAGUUUACAAAUGUUUUCAGAGUUGUGAUGUUUUUUUUCCCCUCAGUGUCUUGUGAUUUAAUCACUGCACUCUUUUGUCAUGAGUUGUUGUAACUCAACAAGCUGAAUAUAGGUUUUGUAUAUUUGAUGUUGCUUUGUUGAGCGAUUCUUUAGUUUGUCGGGAGUGACCAUUGUUGUGGAGGUUGGCAUAAAAAUGAAUACAUUGGUCAACUUGUCUACUUAUAAUCAAACUUGAAAGGUUGUGUGUUUUAUGGGAAGUUUAGAGGGAUAGUAUUGUAUUAUCUAACAUAAAUACCUGAACUUAAUCUAUUAAAGUAAAGUUAGAAGCUCCUUGUUUGUUCCAUAUUGCAAAUUGGCAACUCUCAUCAUGACUCACACAAGCAUCUUUUAUCCAACACAGGAUAUGUAGGCCUACACAAUUAUUUUUUUCUUCAAAUCUUCUCGUUAAUCAAGUAGACAACCGUUUUUCUCAUACAUUGAUUUACACAUGUAGUGGACAAGUAAUACUCGCUUCCUUCUACCAGACAUGAAACAGCAAAGAAGAAUGAGAAGGUGAACCUGUAAAAUCAUCAGAAGGAACACCAGGAACCUGUUUCACAAAGCUUUUUUUCAAUGAUAAAUGACAAAAAUCAGUGACAAUUCUGCUGAUAACCAAUCAGAAGCAAUGAUUUCACUAGCUUAUAACAAAAACUCAUUUGUCACUGAUGACAAGUUUUGUGAAAUGGGGCCUAGGUCUUAUCAUUUGAACUUUUCACAGUUGGGUAGAUGGCCAACAACACUGCCAAUCCUUGAUUCCUGAAAGAAUUGAUGAUGCUUUAUUCAGUUAAGACUCAAUACUGGUAUAUAUUAUAUCUUUGCUAUUAGAAUAUGGUUCAAUAAUUAACAAAAAGGAAUUGUUUGAUUUAGGGGAAUGCAUGUAGAGUAAAGAAAAAUGUAGAAGUUAAGGCUUCAGGGUGGAGGGUGCACUUUAUUUUAUUCCCCAAUAUAUUAGUCACCAAUACGCUAAAAAUGGUAGAAUAAAAUUUGCAAUUUACAUAUCAGCAGUAUACAUAGCAUUUAUUUGUUAUUUUCCAAGGAACAUUAGAAUAUAUGGAACCUAGAAGAAAUAUCAUCUACAUAAAAAUAUAGAUUGAGAAAGUGAUACUUUGUUUGUUUUUUGUUUGUUGUCUUUUUAAAAGUUAAUCCAUUUUCAAAUAUUAAAGCUGUCUUUCAAGUGCUUAUGACCGAGUUUACGCAAAUGACAUUUUAUCACGCAAGAAAAAAAGUGUGUUGUCGCACUCCUUCUUUUAAAGUGAAUUUAAUCAAAAUUGCCUUUCUUCAGAGACAUUUUACUUUAUUUUUUUAGUGUAUUUUAGUUAUCUUGUCUUACAGGAAAAAAAAGAGUUUAGCCUAAUGUUAAGUUUUCUUUUUCUAUCAUUUCAUAUUAGUUUUCAUAUGCUACACAAAAGAUAUAGAAUGUAUAUUUAAAUGAUAGCUAAAACUUGUCUUCCAUAAUUCAACUAGCU